AGGACUUACAACUUUCAGCAUGGGGAGGUUCGACUAUCAGGAGCUGCUCCAUAACUCCAGUUUCUGCCUGGUUCCUCGGGGUCGGCGUCUUGGAUCCUUUCGUUUCCUGGAGGCCUUGCAGGCAGCCUGUAUCCCAUUUAUUCUGAGUAACGGCUGGGAGCUUCCUUUCUCUGAAGUGAUCGACUGGAGGAAAGCCGCCAUAAUUGGAGACGAGAGACUGCUGUUACAGGUUCCCUCCAUUACGCGAUCCGUGGGCCGUGACAGGAUCUUGGCUCUCCGCCAGCAGACUCAGUUCCUCUGGGACGCCUACUUCUCUUCUGUAGCCAAAAUCGUCUUAACUACUCUGGAGAUCAUCCAGGACCGUGUGGACUCCCACGUGUCGAGAAACCGAUUGUUGUGGAAUUCUCUGCCCAGUGGCCUCUACGCACUCCCCCAGUACUCAAUUGACCCUGCCCAGUUCCCGUUUUACUAUGGCAUACUGGGUAAGAGCCCAUCGCAGCAGUUCACAGCAGUGAUCCAUUCAGUAACUCCUCUGCAGUCCCAGAUCUCCCCUGUGAUGAAGCUCAUCAUCGCUGUAGCCAAGUCCAAGUUCUGUGCACAGAUUGUGGUUUUAUGGAACUGCGACAAGCCUUUACCUCCUAGGAACAAGUGGCCCUCCACCAGCGUGCCUCUCACUGUCGUUGAAGGACAGACCAAGAUGAUGAGCAGUCGUUUUUUCCCCUACGACGUCAUCCUCACUGAUGCUGUCCUCAGUCUGGAUGAAGACUCAGUUCUCUCAACCAAUGAGGUGGAUUUUGCCUUUAUUGUAUGGCAGAGUUUUCCAGAUCGUAUUGUUGGCUAUCCAGCAAGGAGCCACUACUGGGAUAGUUCCCGAUCCCGCUGGGGCUACACCUCCAAGUGGACCAACGAUUACUCCAUGGUCCUCACAGGAGCAGCUUUCUACCACAGAUAUUACCACUACCUGUUCACGCACUACGUCCCCACCAGCCUGCUGACUAUGGUGGACCACAUGGCUAACUGUGAGGACAUCCUGAUGAACUUCCUGGUUUCGGCUGUUACCAAGCAACCACCAAUCAAAGUCACACAGAAGAAGCAGUACAAGGAAACCAUGAUGACCCAGGGCUCAAAGGCAUCUCGGUGGGCCGACCCAGACCACUUCGCCCAGCGUCAGACCUGCAUGAACACCUUUAGCCACUGGCUGGGUUUCAUGCCCCUGGUGCACUCCCAGAUGAGGCUGGACCCUGUGUUGUUCAGAGACCAGGUGUCCAUCCUGAGGAAGAAAUACAGGGACAUUGAGAGACUGUGAAUGCAACAGGAAUUGGAGAGAGGAAGCAGGAGUACUGGCCAUGUGCGUGCACCCUUACGUGAGGCCGUGAUGCGAAUGCACACACUGAAUGACAAUAUUUGUGAUGCUAUAAAGGAAAACUCACACUUGCACCGGACAUAAAAAUGAUAAAAUACAGAUAACCAGAAGGCAUUUAACUGCCUAUUUCUGUGGGGAAAAAACAGCGAGUGCAUACCUGCCAUCUGUGACAGUACACAUAAAUAUAUGAAUGCAUGGAUACACAUGCACCAAAGACCCGGACACAGUCAAGACAGACAUACAGUAAGUAGUGCAUGGUGUGAACGACAACUGUACUGUAUUAAGGACCUGAACAAUGUAAUAUGUUUGAAUUUAAAAGCAAUCUAAGAUAUGUUACAUGUGGCAUUAAAGGAGUACACAGUAUAUUGUAUGGGUUAUAGGCUGUAUACAUAAAGUCCAAAUGACACGUUCUCUGGAGAUUUAUCUUUGUAUGGUAAAGACACACUGUGGACAGCAACAACAAAUUGUAACUUCUGGAUGGGGACACAUGACAGCUGCUACCCCAGAGCACCAACAGACAACGGCAAGACACCUCUUGCAUACUACUGAAGAUUUCUGGCAACCGUUCCCGUCUGUAUGAUGCAAAUUAAAAAUAAAAAACAGAUGCUAUAAGGUGAGAGGCCAGGUCU
This is a messenger RNA of Monopterus albus (swamp eel), 1992 nucleotides long. Its product is annotated as exostosin-1a. NCBI's taxonomy places the organism in Eukaryota, Metazoa, Chordata, Actinopteri, Synbranchiformes, Synbranchidae. The transcript has 11 exons. The record is from RefSeq and is a predicted model, not a curated record. The coding region runs from base 20 to 1306 and encodes 428 amino acids. Gene Ontology annotation, molecular function: glycosyltransferase activity. Gene Ontology annotation, cellular component: membrane.